AUGUGGAUGAAAGAUUGUGAUCAAUGUUCUACAGCAAAACUUGGAGGUUUACAAAUAUGGAUGCAACAUUUAACUGAUGAACAUGCAAUACCAACUGAAUGGCCUAGUGAUAGAGCAUCACGUUUAACUGGUUCUAAUGCAUUACGUCCAUAUACAACAAUAGCUGAAUCUAAAAAGAAACGUAGAAAAGAUAGUAUACCAAGACCAUUGAAUAGUUUUAUGCUAUUUGCGCAACAUAUACGUCGUAAUGUUCUACGUGUUUUCAGUGAUGCAUCAAAUUCUGUUAUCAGUCAACAAUUAGGAGAUUUAUGGCGUACUGUUCCAAGAAGUUGCCGUAAUCAAUACGAUGAUGAAGCGAAUAGAUUAGUGAAAAUUCAUCAAAUUGAAUUUCCCAAUUAUAAAUAUCAACCUAAAAAACGACAAAUCACAUCAUCGUCAUCCUCUUCCUCAUCAUCGUCAACAACAACAACAACCGCCACCACAACCACUGCGAAUACAUCAAGGAGUAAUAAUGAUCAAAUGCGUAUGCUUAAUCCAAAUCAAUUCCACAACACCACACAAACUCUUACUCAAUCAUCUAUAUCAAUGAAUAAUAUACGAGAAGAUCAAUUGAUAACAUCAAGCAAAUUAUUACCAACCAAUUUACUUAAAACUAGUACAGACUACAAUGUUGUUUAUUCUUCUUGUUCGUCUUCAUCGGCGUCGUCUUCUUCUUCCUCUUCUUCAACUGUAACAAAUAAACUACCAACUUUAUCUAAUCGUAAUUAUUCCAUACCCUGUAUAUCAUCUAUGAAUAGUUCUGUUGUUAAGGGUCAAACUACCAAUGGUAAUAAUGAAUUGAUGAAUAAUUUUAUGACAAGUCCAUCAAAAUUAGUAUGUAAUACAAUUUAUGCUAAAUUAGAACCGAAACCAUUAAGUGUGAAUAUUAUCAAUACUACUAAUAAUAGUAGUAUACCUAUGAAUAACAAUAAUAAUACUACUAACAGUAGUCAAACCUUAUCAUUCAAACCAACUAUACAUAGUUUAUCAUCAGUGUUACCACCUCUUAUAACUUUGUCAUCAAAUCAUCAUCAUCAUGCACAUCAUCCACAUCAUCAUCAUCAAACAAAUGGAUUAAUGAAUGAACAAUUUUCACUUGGUAUAUGUGAUUCAGCCUAUGCAUCUGGAAUUAAUAGUUCAUCAUCAUCAUCAGCAGCAUCAUCUCCAGCUGUAGGUGAAUUAAUUUCACCAGCAAAAUCAUAUUCAUCAACUUUUUCAUCACUUUCAUCAUCAUCAACAUCAUCAUCAUUAUCUAAUAUGAAUAUAAAACAAACAAAACAAUCACCAAUACGACGUAAAAUUCAUUUUAUACCAAUUAGACCACAAUCACAACAAUUACCACCUGUUGGGAAUCAACCAACACGUCAACGUUUUCUUUCUGCAAAUAAUGGUAUUACUACUACUAACAAUACUACUAAUAAUAGUAAUAUAUCAACUAUUGGAAAUGGUUAUAUUCAAAUGAAUGGCUUUCAAUUUAAAUCCAACUCUGAAAAUGUUAUUAUACUUCCAAGAAAAUUAAAUGAUUUACAUGUUGAACAAAAAGAUGAACAAUUAACUGAUGAAUUGAUGAAUGAUACUCUUAUACUUCAAGAGAACAAUAAUGAUAAUAAUAAUAAUAGAAUGGUAACCACUGAUAUUUUAACACCAGUUUAUAUUCAAUUAGAUCAUGAAGGACAAAAUCCAUUGACAGAAGGUUUAAUGUUAACUUUACCACCUGGUACAACAUUCAUUCAAGCGAAUCAUGAUUCUGUGAAUCGUGGUAUUCCAUUGAAUAAUAAUAAUACAAUAUCAAAACGAUUUUAUAUUACGAAUGGUAAUCGUAUGAUACCAGCUAUAUCGAAAUCGGUACAAAUUUUACAACCAUUAAAAGUAAUGAAUGUGAUACAUCAUCAUCAUCAUGUUCAUUCAAAUCAUUCAUCAUCAUCUUCAGCAACAACAACAACAACAACAGCAACAACAACACCAUUAUCAUCAUCAUUAUUAUCAUAUCCAGAACCUAUUCUAUAUAGUCCAUUAAUGAGUAGUUCAGAAUUAUUAUCCUCAUCAUCAUCAUAUAGUUGUAAUUCAUCACCGAAUUCAAUUGUAUCACCAUUAUCUGGUGAUGUAUUUCUACCAAUGCAACAAGUUGAAAUGAUGUCAAAUUCUACACAUUUCAAUACAUAUGAUCAACAAUCAACAUGUAUGGAUAUAUAUCAAUUUAAUGGACAAAAUCAAUUAGAUAUGUGUAUAGAAGAAGAAGAAGAAGAAGAAGAGCAAAGGGUACACGAAGAAGUAGAAGAAGGAGAACAAAUUCUUAUUGAUGAAAGAAGAAUAACACAACUUCAUUCAAAGAAUUUAGAUACAAUCACCAAUAUUAUUAGUAUAGAUGAAUGUAUGGAUGCUGUAAAUAAUGAUACAUUUAUAAGUAAUACAAAUUCUUCAGGUAUUCUACAUAAUUGGUCAUCAAAUUUACCAUUUAGUGAAUCAAUGUUAAUGUCAUCUUCAACAUCCACAUCAACAUCAUCAUCAGGUUCAUUAUUAUCAUCAACUGGAUCAUCAUCGUCAUCCUCAUCGUCGUUGCCAUUAACAACAACAAAAACAAUGAUCACUAUGAAUAAUAAUGAUUAUGAUCAUAAUGAGCAUGAUGAGGGUAUAGGUGCCUCAAAUCGACAUCUACCAUUAACUAUUGAUAUUAUGAAAUCAACAAAUGAAAAUUUCAUCACCUUAUCAUCUACAUCUUCAUCAACGAUCACUACUUUAAAUCCUCCGCCUAAUCAUCAUCAUCAUCCACAUCAUCUUCAUCAUAAUAGCAGUAUAUCUAUUGAUAAUGAUUUAAAUGAUACUGAUUUCUCUAUUACAAAUGAUAAUGAUAAUUUUGAUUCAAGUUUUGAUGCAAUGAUGAAUUCGAUUGAUAUUACAACUUUUCUACCUGGUACAUUUCAAACAAAUGAAGAACAAGAUCAAUCAAUACAUAAUGAUUAUGAUCAUGUACAAUUAAAUUCAUAUCGUCAUAAUCAACAUGAAUUCAUGAAAAUGGAUGAAUUUGAUGAAUCAUGUCAUAUAAUCAAUGAUGUCAUAGCAACAACAACAACAAUAACGUCAGCAACAACAGUAGCAACAAUAGCAUCAUCAUCAGCAGCAGCAACAGCAGUAGCAACAGCGGCAUCAUCAUCAUCAUCAUCAUCAUCGUUUAUGAAUAAACCGACUAAUUCACAAUUAUACAAUGUUAUUAGAUCUGAUAUUGAUUUGAUUCAUUAUAAUCAUUUAGAGAAUGAAAAUCGUACAGUACGUAUUAUUUCACCAUUACAAAAAAUUGGUAAACAAUCAUCACUUACAUAUUCACAUCCAAUAUCAUCAUCAUCAUCAUCGUCAUUACAAGGAACACAAUGUUCCAUCUCUCUAUCAUCAUCCUCAUCAUCCACCUCCUCCUCAUCAUCGUCGUCAACUUCAUCGGUAUUAAGAAUGAAUUCAUUACAUGAAUUAUUAAAUAAUUCACCACAAGUAUGUUCAUCUACAUUGGCAGAUUUGGAUUCAUUAGAUAAAUCUAGUUUAUUUAUUAUUAAACCAGAAUGGUCUGUAUUCGCUUAA
Messenger RNA from Schistosoma curassoni, 3606 nucleotides. The record is from the annotation of a GenBank genome assembly. NCBI's taxonomy places the organism in Eukaryota, Metazoa, Platyhelminthes, Trematoda, Strigeidida, Schistosomatidae.